Molecule: messenger RNA, 1293 nt
Organism: Prorocentrum cordatum
Lineage: Eukaryota; Dinophyceae; Prorocentrales; Prorocentraceae
Source: the annotation of a GenBank genome assembly
AUGGCUCCUCCCGCGCAGCAGGUGCAGCUGCCUGAGAGGGGCCUGUGUGAGGACGUGUCGUUCUUGCGAAUACAGAAGACUGGCAGUACGUCGUUUGGGGAUGCGAUCAUCAACAAGAUGUGUAAGGACAGCGGCAUGUUUCACCGCGCGUUCUGGCACAUGGAUUACAAUAUUGCCACCCAGUCCUCGGCAGGGUGCGUCGUGACGUUCCUACGGGACCCUGUGGACAGGUUCAUAUCCGAGUUCGCGAUGAUGCGAGGCCCUGAGCAAAACUACACCUACGGGCAGGACCAGUGGGACUACCACGUGUUGGACCAGCCGCGCAUGAGGGAGCUCAUGACCAAGCAGCCCGUCGAAGACGCGCUCAGAGAGUUCGUCGACUGGCCGGGCAAUGCUGGGCGGAAUCGGCAGGCCCUGUACCUCCUGGGGUUCAAGAGGGUGGCCUGCAACCGCGGGUGCUGUGGCCUGUGCACUCUGGAGUACAGGCGCCCAGGGUCGGACCCCGGGUGGUUCCCGAUUCAGGUGCCAGAGCGAGCCGUGAGCAACACACCGAAGCAAGGCGCUGGAGGUUACCCGGCCAGGCAGUACAGCUGGGAGGCGGACCACGACAGCCUGCUGGCCACGACUCAGGCGAACCUGCUGAGCCUGCGCGCCUUCGGGAUGACGCACUGCUACGAGGAGUCUUUGGAGGUUAUAGCGCGCGAGGUGGGCUGGGACCCCGAGAAGGCGCUUCGGCUGGCCAAGGGCUCCCGCGCGUUCCGCGCCUCGACGUCGAGGGAGGCCAAGGCCAUCAAGGCCAAGGGCAAAGAGCUCGCGGGCGACAUCCGCCGGCUGAACCGGCUGGACGACGAGCUCGUGAGCUGGGCGUUGGAGCAGUUCAGGCAGAGGUACGGUCGGAGCGACGGGCCGUACCCUGGCGGAGCGGAGAACUCCACGUGCGCUCCCCGGGGCGGCCUGCAGCAGCAGCUGGCGAUGCAGAGUGAGGUUGUGAAGGCGGAGCUCGACCUGCUUGUCAAGGACCACAAGGCCCUGGUGAAGAUGGGGGAGACCUACGGCUCCUUCGACCCGGCCGGAAAGGCGAUCUUCCUGGACCAGGUGGAGGCGGUGGAGUCCCGCUGGGAGGUGUUCAUAUCCCGCUUCCAGCUCAUGGGGGAGCUGAACCCGGACUACGUCCAGCAGGCGAACAGCUUCCUGGAAUCCUCCGGCCUCUCGGUCGCGGGCUUCCGGCAGCUGCUGCGGGAGGCGCACACCGCCAUGCGCCAGGACGCGGAGCGCGAGGCCCUGGGCGGCUGA